Amphibalanus amphitrite is the source of this 2549-nucleotide messenger RNA. Its product is annotated as prolyl 3-hydroxylase 2-like. The transcript has 13 exons. Gene Ontology annotation, biological process: collagen metabolic process. Gene Ontology annotation, molecular function: protein binding; L-ascorbic acid binding; iron ion binding. Lineage: Eukaryota; Metazoa; Arthropoda; Thecostraca; Balanomorpha; Balanidae. The record is from RefSeq and is a predicted model, not a curated record. The coding region runs from base 102 to 2291 and encodes 729 amino acids.
CGCGUCGGUUGGGGCACUCCUGCCGACCAAGGCCCUAUAUACCGGUUGGGGCACUGCUGCCGACAGUGUCUGUGGUGGUCGGCCUCGGUCCGUCUGGAACGAUGGCCGCAGGGACGGUCCACCGGCCGGUGCUGGUGCUGCUGCUGGGGCUGGUGCUGGUGAGCGGUGGUGCAGAGGCGCUGGGCCACGAAGCGUACGGGUCGCUCUACCAGAUGGGCAAGGAGGCCUACCUGGAGGAGGAUUACCGCUCGUGUGUGAACCUGCUGCUGCAGGCGCUGCAGGGCCGGCGCGAGUUCGAGCAGCUGCUGGUCGAGUGCCGUCACCGGUGUCGGCAGCAGGCCGCCGGUGAGCCGCUGCUGAUCACCGACGCGGCCGACGGAGAGCUGGCCACCUUCGAGCGGCUGAUUCGCGAGACGCGCUGUCUGGUGCAGUGCCACCGCGAGCGGCUCGGCCAGCACGUGCAGCAGUUCUACGACUCGGCCUGGGCUGACGACGAGUUCAGGGAGAGGAAGCCGUACGAGUACCUCCAGCUGUGCUACUACAAGACUGGUGAGAUACAGAAAGCGGCCAACGCGGCCUUCACGGUGCUGCUGCAGCAGCCCAACAAUGAGGUGAUGCGCGAAAACUUCAAAUAUUACACCACGAUGGAGGAGGUCAACAACGCCGACAUCGUCAGCCUGGAGCCGCAGGAGCACACUGAGCUGUACGUGCGCGGUAACGCCGCCUACGAGUCGGAGCGGUGGCCCCAGGUGAGCCGCCUGAUGGAGGAGGCGCUGGACGGCUUCCUGGAGGCCGAGCGGCGCUGUCGUACUCUCUGCGAGCGCUUCUUCCCGCAGGGGUUCAACCCGGACUUUGUGUCCAACGUGGCCAAUCAUUUUGCGUACGUGUUGCGCUGCAAGCUGCGCUGUCCCGAGCAGCUGUCGACGGUGGCGGGAAACUACCUCUCCGACUACCUGGAGUCGCACUUUCACUAUCUCCAGUUCGCCUACUUUAAACAAAACAUGCUUCGAGAGGCGUGCAGUAAUGUGGCCAACUACCUGUUGUUCAAGCCCAACGACCAGGACAUGCUGGGAAAUAAACAGCUCUACUUGAAAGAAGAGGACGUUGAUGAGAGUUUCUUCACCCCUAGAGCGGAUAUUCUGGAGAUUUCCCGACGAAUUGAAAAGGAAAGGAAGCUGGAUAACUACAUAUUGGAAUAUUUCCGCUUCAGCGACGAUGAUGCACGGAAGAAAGGGUAUGGCGGUCAUCGUGCCGUACAGCAUGAAGACGGCGGGAGGGACGUGGAUAUCCCACCAGAAGGAAGCGCUCGAACGGGAGCGGGUACUCUCACAGCCAGCUCCGGCUCAGCCGAGGUGUGGGUCGAGGGUUGGCGGGCGGCCGGGUUCAGAACCGCAGAGGAAAGUCGGGAGGAGCAGGGGGUUUCCGACGCUCUGCUGGAGCUGCACAGCAGGCUGACGGCGGGCAGCACUGCCCCGGACGUCCCGGGGCCGCGGCUGGACAGAGUCGUCCUCACCAGCGGGGAGGCGGAGCUCGGCGGCCCGCGGAGACUCGUGGCCGACCACCUGCUGACGGCCGGCGAGUGUCAGCGGCUGUCGGAUCUGCUAAAGACGGUCGGCGCUGUGGGUGACGGGUACCGCCGCAAGAACCCGCUCUCCAAGCAGGAGCAGCUGGUGGGCCUGUCGCUCGGGCGGCUCGUCGCGAGCGUAGACAGGGGCGCUGCGUCUCGUGAGGAUCUGCAGCUUCUGAUGGAAGUCUCCGACGCCGCCCGACUGUAUGUGUCACGACGGUGGGGUGUGGAACCCCUCUACUCGUCCUUCACACACCUCGUAUCGCGAACACCCGUCCCAGGGCUCAACUCGAGCCGGCCGCUGGAGUUCAGUCACCCCAUCCACGUGGACAACUGCCGCCUGUUCAACAACGGCACCUGCUGGCCGGGCGGCGGCGCCUUCAUCCACCGGCACUUCAGCGCCAUCCUCUACCUCAACAGCGACUUUGACGGCGGAGAGUUCGUAUUUGCCGACAUCGUCAGCCGAAAACCAACCGUGCGGGUACAGCCGCGCUGCGGCCGGCUAGUGGCCUUUUCGGCCGGCCCGGAGAACCCGCACGGCGUGCUGGCUGUGAGGCGUGGCACGCGCCGCGCGCUGGCCAUGUGGUUCACACGCACCGGCCGUCAGCGAGAGGAGGAGCGCUUACUGGCCGAUAUCUACCUGCGCGACAGCAGCGCGCUUGAAGUUCGUCGGAUGGUCUCUUUACUGGAGAGGAAUUUCGAGCGGGCCGACAAGCUGGUGUAGAGGUGAUCUACCCGCGGAAGGCAGCAGUAGCCGCACGAGGGCGCUCCGAGCAAGGAUAUCGUAAAGUAACCGAGACGCCGGCAGAAAGGCGACGAGGCGUCUUCACAUCCGGAGGGGCGUCAAGCGGGUGUGUUUCCGAGGCUGCUCAGCCCCGGCAGCCUACAUACGGCUUCAGUGAAGCUACUGGUGUACAGGGUGUCUCAAAAGUUCGCUUACACAUUUCCCAUGUCAAUAAAGCAUAUAAGAACCGGCCAAAAA